AUGGACGCGGGCGGGUAUACAGUCCAGGUGCCGCGAGCCGACCCGGCGAUGGAGCGGCACGCCCUGCUCGACUUUGGGGCCGGCUACAUCCAGCGGUCCAUCGACGAGCUGCCCAAGCAGGGCGCGGCGUGGCCGUGGCGGCUCCGCAUGAAUUACGUCGCCGACGUGCUCUCCAUCCGACACGGGGCGCUGGCCGACUCAGCGAUGGAGUUUCGCCGACCGCACGCCAAGCCCGACUGA
Molecule: messenger RNA, 240 nt
Organism: Emiliania huxleyi CCMP1516
Lineage: Eukaryota; Haptophyta; Isochrysidales; Noelaerhabdaceae
Exons: 2
Coding region: 1-240 (79 amino acids)
Source: RefSeq, a predicted model, not a curated record